UUCCUCGCACGAUGUGCGUAGAUCUUAUUGAUCCUUUGAUAGAGCAUGACGUCCAAGCCUCUGCCUUUUUUGCUGAACGGUUUAACUCCGGAAUUGGAAAAUAAAGCGUUUUUAGAGCUGGGAGAGACGCCUAAAGUAAAAAAUGAUGCGCUGGAAGAAAUGAAGAGGCUCAUUAAAGAAAAUUCUAAUUUCGAGCCUUUUAUGGAGGACAUCUUUCUGUUAUCAUUCCUAAGAUGGAAAAAGUAUAGAAUUAAUGAAGCAUUUGAAGCUCUUCAUGAUUUCUACACUCUUAAGAAAAAACACUCUAGAAUAUAUUUUGAUUUCACCCCUUCAGAACUGACACAUGUACUGAAGAUGAAUCACUUGGCUACACAGCCAUUGAGAGGUCCUGGCGGUUGCAACGUGGGAAUUUUGAGAUUAGGUUAUCAUGACUUCAAAAUUGGCACAUUUGAUGAGUUAAUUGCUACAGUUCUAUGCAUGGGUUUGGCGACGAAUGAUAUAGAAGCUUACCUAGUGAGUGGUGCCAUUAUAAUCUUAGACUGCAAAAAUGUUCCUCUUGAGAUAUUAAAGACAACACUGAACCCGUAUCGAGUCUACUUUAUUGUUGAAGUUAUGAGAUGCUUUCCCGGUCGAAUCAGAAGUAUUCAUGUUGUGAAUAUACCAUAUUUUUUCGACAUUUUCUAUAAUAUGGUAAAAAGUUUACUUCCCAAGAAGAUCUUAAAAAGG
This is a messenger RNA of Stegodyphus dumicola, 726 nucleotides long. RefSeq names its product alpha-tocopherol transfer protein-like. Lineage: Eukaryota; Metazoa; Arthropoda; Arachnida; Araneae; Eresidae. Gene Ontology annotation, molecular function: phosphatidylinositol bisphosphate binding. Gene Ontology annotation, cellular component: membrane. The record is from RefSeq and is a predicted model, not a curated record.